Molecule: messenger RNA, 7316 nt
Organism: Salvelinus namaycush (lake trout)
Lineage: Eukaryota; Metazoa; Chordata; Actinopteri; Salmoniformes; Salmonidae
Product: autophagy-related protein 2 homolog A-like
Exons: 37
Coding region: 360-5849 (1829 amino acids)
Biological process (GO): piecemeal microautophagy of the nucleus; autophagy of mitochondrion; reticulophagy
Cellular component (GO): phagophore assembly site; extrinsic component of membrane
Molecular function (GO): phosphatidylinositol-3-phosphate binding
Source: RefSeq, a predicted model, not a curated record
UCAAUUCGCGUAUGAAAACAAUAAACAACCCUGAGAAACGGUGAAACGCGAGAUAUGCAAGAGAACCUGUCGCCAAGUUUAGACAGAAAUACCGUUAAAGGAGGAACUGAAACAACAAGUAUAACGUCUUGUAAAACGACGUUGGACUCAUCGGUCCUGACACAAAGGAUUUCCGAGAGACGGGUUACCCCCUUCCUUAGCCCCCUACUAGGCUCUAACGUUAGCUAGCUAGCCAGUCCUGUAGCUCCUUCUUCGUUAGUACACUUUGUUUUAUUUGUUAUGCAGUUGCCGGAGGACUAUUUUCGCAUUCGUUUUCCUCCAUCGCCUCAUCGCUCCCUCACCCUGAACUCGCUGGCCCUAUGUCUCGCUGGCUUUUCCCCUGGUCAGGCUCAAUCAAGAAGCGGGCCUGUCGGUACCUCUUACAGCAUUACCUCGGUCACUUCUUUCAAGAACGACUGAGUUUGGAACAGCUGAGUUUGGAUCUGUACAAUGGUAGUGGUGUCAUCAAAGAAAUCAACAUCGAUGUUUGGGCGGUCAACGAGCUCUUGGAGUCUCUUGGGGCUCCACUUGAGAUUGUGGAUGGGUUUGUGAGCAGCAUAGAGGUGACAAUUCCCUGGUCAGCUCUUGUCACUGACCACUGCACCCUCGUCAUCUCAGGCCUUCAGAUAACAUGCAGACCCAAGUACAGGACCAGUGGGGGUUUGGACCCCCAGGGCUGGUCCACAUGCAUGACCUCCAGCAUGCAGCUGGCCCAGGAGUGCCUAAAGGACCCCCCUGAGGCGUCCGAAGAGCCGCCCGCUCCACUGGAGGGCUUGGAGAUGUUUGCACAAACUAUUGAGACUGUCCUGCGUCGGAUAAAGGUCACCCUCCUGGACACCAUCAUCCGAAUCGAGCACCAGCCCCUGGACAUGGAGAUGGGCAUUGCCUUAGAGGUGCACAUCAAACGGCUGGAGUACUGUGACGAGGCGGUACGGGACCCCAGCCAGACGGUGCCUGUGGACAUCCACCAGCCCCCUGCCUUCCUGCACAAGAUCCUCCAGCUCAGCUCUGUUCAACUGCUGUACGAGACCACCGGGGGGCCCCAGGGUCCUUUAAGAGCUGACACCACUGGCUCAGCCUCAGCCAGCGAAGAGGAAGUUGAGGAGGAGGAGAAUGACCCACCAGCCGCCCCUACCUCCCUCCCUCCGGCCACCCAGCGGCCCCUCCUCAUCGGCAGCUGCUCUGGCUUCAUGGAGACCACAGUCAAGAUCAAACAGAACGACAUGCUGCCUGGACCUAAGUUGGAGCUGGAUGGGAAGGUGGGCUGCCUCCACCUGCUGCUCUCUCCAGACCAGAUCACUCACCUGACCGACCUUCUGUCUGCCCUCUGCAUCGACACAGAGCCUGAAGCCAGUGGUGCUGGGGUUCACAGCCGUCCCCUGGACUCUGAGGACCUGCGUCUGAUAGAGGAGGACUUGAGCAAACAGUUGAGCUCCAGCCCCGGAGAUAGAGAUCCGGACUGGGAUGAAGAGCCCGACAUGGAGCCCUACCUCACCGGUCUGGAGAACGGGGAUAUGUUCUUCUCCAUGGGUCCUGGUAUGACUAGCAGUGUGACGUCAGCGCUCUCUGGCAACUCUCUCUCCGACAGCAUGGCAUCGUCUACACACAGCCAGGCUAGCUACGCCCAGGGCCUUCCACAGGGUCCCAGGCGUUAUCCUGUACCAGGAUCACUAUCCAGCCUGCCCCAGUGUAACCGGAUACCAGGGCGAAGUAGCCAAUCUGAGCCCCUGAAACCAGAGGCAUUGCUCCGCUUCUCGCUUGGCGGGCUCACCCUAACCCUACUGGAGCAGGAACCACACCCCGGGCCGGACGGAGUGUCCUCAUUGACCCAGGUGUCUCGGGUGUUCUUCCGGGAGCUGGCCUUCUUCAAAGACAGCAUGUUCAGCGAGAGAGACUUCCACCACCUCAGAGCUAGCUUCGCUAAAGCCUGCCCCCACUCACACCUCAGGAUGACUGGAGCAGCGGUACAGGUGGCGUGUGAGAUGCGCAGUGCAGGUCGCCACUCCCGUGCUGUGACCUCUGACCUAUCCUUCAGUAGGCUAGAGCUGCUUGAGUGUCUUUGGGAGCCAGGAAAGCCCCAAUACACUGAGUUGCUCCAGUUCCAGCGUGCUGGGAUGUUCACAGUGGGAGCUACAGCCAGACCCUGUGCACAGCUACACUACAGUCUCACAGAGAAACACCUGCGCAAGGGGAGGCAGCGUGUGCUGCGUAGAGACAGUGUAGUGAGGGUAGAGUUGGGAGAGCUGAGUGCUGAGUUGGACCUGGACAUACUGAGUCGACUGGAGCCUCUGAGCAGAGCCUGGAGCCACUGUCCCACACAGACAGGAGGAGGAUCCGUCCACACAGAGACCCAGAGCAGUGAGCUGCACUCCUCUCUCUCCCUCCUCUCGCCCCACGCCAUCCUCAAGCUCCGCUUCCCCAUCCCGGACCUCCGGCCGCUCCCCUUCCGACGCCCGCCUUCCCAGAGAGCCAUGCGGCAGGAGACCCUGGUACUGGAGCUGUGUGACCUGGAUAUCUGCUCCCAGGAGGGCCUUGACCUCCAGCCAGAUCACCAUGCACCCCCUGGCCCCUCCCACGGCUCCCUCACACAGCUAUUGGAGGCCAGCUUCAGUGAUAUGCACGGAACGUAUGAGGGCUGGGAGGGAGGCUCCUUCCCCUGUAUCAGAGUCAAGAAGAGUCAAGACUCCAUGGCCAAACUGUCAGUGCGUGUGAGUGGAGGAGAGGGUCUGGGGUCAGCAUUAGGGGGGGUAGGGGUGGGUCUGAUGAGGGACCUGGGGUCCAUGUCGUUUGAGAACCCCUGUGAACUCCGAGAGAAGACCAGCUCUCCCUUCUCCUCCAACCGCACCAUGUUCGAGACUGAGGAGAUGGUGAUCCCAGCAGACCCAGAGGGGAUGCAACAGUUCCAGUCUCAGUGUGUGUCUCAGUGUCAGUGUGUAGUAGACGUCUUUCUGCCCCUGGCCUACAUCUUCCUGCCCAGCAAACAGGCCUUCCAGAGCAUCUACAACAGGAUCAAUAAUGACCUGUUAAUGUGGGAAGCCCCUCCCCCCUCAGGUUCUAAGAGCGACCACAGCCCCCUACACCGUCUCCAAGACGAUGACAACUUCCAGCUUUGCAAGUCUGCCUUCAGACUAGACUCGGAAUCCGAGGAGGAAGAUGCUCAGUUCUACACAGCCAGUGAAUCAACCAGACGCAGGCAGUCAGAGCCCCGCCCUAACCACACCCUCAGCCUGCUCUCUCUCACCAUUGUCAUAGGAAAGGGCCGCCUCCAAGCAAUGACGGACAGCAAGGGAGAGACGGGAAGUCCGGAGGACCGGUGUCACGGUGAGCUCCUAUUGGACCUGGAAGGGGGGAAGAUGUUCAGUGUGGCGCAGCAUCAGAAUAACCCCCAUCUCAGCUUCCUGUGCCUGGAGAGCAGGAGGGUGGAGCUCUACCACAAAGCUGUAGUGAAGGACUCCCCUGUCCCCGGGCGGUUGGAAAUGCCCAGCUUCACUCCCCCAGGGCAUCUAGACCUUACCAUUUACCCCACAGAGGUGGGGCUGAGCAGUGUGAGUGGCAGGGAGACUGAGGUCCAGAUGUUAUCCACAGCCAUCAAAGUCACCCUGGACCCUCAGAAGAAUGUCAAGGAGUUUCUGGUUGCCCUUCGUCUCCAUGGUGCCACUAUGCGACAUCGCAUGGCACAGACCAAUCACAGCUGGCACGAACAGCUGGUUGAUUUUUUGGAUGUCAUUGAUGACCCGAUCCUGGGCUACACAUCUCCUGUAGUUAUUACCGUCCUACACACACACCUGGCUACCUGCGUCGUGGACUACAGGCCCCUGUAUCUUCCAUUGAGGGUGUUGUUCACAGCAGAAUCCUUCUCUCUCUCCAGUAACAUCAUAGUAGACACGGCCACCUUUCACCUCAGGUUUAUCCUGGAUGAUUCUGCCUUGUUUCUCUCUGAUAAGUGUGAAAGUGACGUAGUGGACCUGAGACGAGACUAUGUGUGUGUUCUGGACAUUGAUCUGCUGGAGCUGGCCAUCACCACAUGGAAAGGCAGUGAUAUAGGGAAACUGCCAAGAGACGGGGAGCCUCUUGUGACGGUGCUAGCUGAGGGUCCUAUCAGGGUUAGGGAGGGCCACUUCUCCCGGCCGCGGGGCAGCUCUGACUUGCUGCGGGCCCCCAGCCGCUUCCCUGUCCCCGAGAGCAGGGUGGUGCUACGAGAGGUGUCUGUCGUCUGGCAUCUGUACGGAGGGAGAGACUUCGGGGGCAAGGCCAUGUCUAUACACACGCAGCAUGGAAACAGGGGUCGCACUGCCCCGUCUGGGAUGCGUGGGUCCCCGUCCCGCUCCACUGCUCCGUCCCGGCCUCAGAACUCGUGGCGCUGGGCUGGAGGCGGUGGGCGUCAACACAACUUGCUCAUGGAGAUCCAGCUCACCAAGGUGAGCUUCCAACACGAGUCCUACCCAGUGGAGGUGUCUGCAGCUGUGGAGGGAGAGGGGCCUGGGGUCGGGGCUGUGGGGGAGCAGCCUCUGUCCCGCCAGGUGUUCAUUGUUCAGGAGCUGGAGGUACGCGACCGCCUGGCCUCGUCCCAGCUUAACAAGUUCCUCUACUUGUACACCAGCGAGAGCAUGCCCCGCAGGACACAUUCCAACAUGUUAACAGUGAAGGCCCUGCAGGUGUGUCCAGACGCUGGUGUAGGUGGUCCAGAGUGUUGUUUAAGAGUGAGCCUCCUCCCCCUCCGACUCAACAUCGACCAGGAUGCCUUGUUCUUCCUGAAGGAUUUCUUCAGUAGUCUGGCUGCUGGAGUUAACCCCUACCUGCCUGUGGACCCUGCAGCUGAGAUGAAGACAGACCCUUCCCAGAAGCCCGCUGAGGAUGGGGUCAGUGGCACGGAGACCACUGCUGGUCUGGGUCCUGACCUCACCACUUCUGUAGAAACCACCUAUAGCGAGCAGAGCUCCUCGUCCGCUGGCUCCACCUCUUCCACUGAUCAGCCAAUCUACUUCCGGGAGUUCCGUUUCACCUCUGAAGUGCCCAUCUGGCUGGACUACCAGGGCAAGCAUGUGGUCAUUGAGCAGGGGACGUUUGCUGGGAUUCUUAUUGGUCUGGCCCAGCUGAACUGCUCUGAGCUGAAGCUGAAGAGACUCUGCUGCCGACAUGGACUUCUAGGCGUAGAUAAGGUGAUUCAGUACGCUGUCACUGAGUGGCUGACAGACAUCAGGAAGAACCAGCUGCCGGGCAUUCUGGGAGGUCUAGGCCCCAUGCACUCUGUAGUUCAGCUGUUCCAUGGAGUGAGGGACUUGUUCUGGAUGCCCAUAGAGCAGUACAGGCGGGACGGCCGCAUUAUCCGGGGUCUCCAGCGGGGGGCCGCGUCCUUCGGCACCUCCACUGCCUCUGCUGCUUUGGAGCUCAGCAACAGACUGGUGCAGGCCAUACAGGCCACAGCAGAGACGGUGUAUGACAUCCUGUCCCCAACGCCCCCCCUGAACCGUUACAUCACAGAGGGCCGACGGCCCUCCAACCGGUCCCGCCGCGCCCACCAGCCUGCCGACCUCAGAGAGGGCGUAGCUAAGGCCUAUGACACCGUCAGAGAAGGCAUGAUGGACACAGCUCAGACGCUAUGUGACGUGGCGUCUCGCGGGCAUGAGCAGAAAGGCCUGCCUGGUGCUGUGGGCGGAGUCCUGCGGCAGAUCCCACCCACCGUGGUCCGUCCCCUAAUAGUGGCCUCUGAGGCAACGUCCAACCUACUGGGGGGCAUCCGGAACCAGAUCAAGCCAGAUGCACGGAAGGAGGACUUCUUAAAAUGGCGCUCUGAAGAAGGCCAAGAGUGAUGAUUCUGGGGGAUUAAAGGUUAAAGAAAUGGGAGGGAAAUUGUUAUGUGUGUGAACAGAUGAAGGGAGUGAAUGUGUGAAAACGUGAGUUUAAAUUAUUAUUUUUAAACUACUGCAGUGAUUGACACCUAGUAUUUUAUGUGGUUCCAUAUGGAUCAAGACAAAACAAUUGUAUCUCUUUCUUCAAUGCAAUCAAAUAGAGCUCAGUUCAGUUCACUAUCCUUGCAGCAGUACGUCCAUGAUGAGGAUACUCUACCUUUAUUAGUAUGUCAACAUAUCACUGUCAUUCUGGGUUGUCUUCAUCUUUAGAUGUCAAAGGGCAAACAGGGCUCUAGUCUAGUAUAAAGUCUGUAGUAGUGGUAGGUGGGAUUAAACAUGUUAAUCAGUAGCUCUCACAGUCUUCUGUUGAUCAGACUAUGGGCCGGUUUCCCAGUUUGAGAUUACACCUAUUCCUGGACUAAAAAGCACUUUGAAUGGCGAUCCUUAAUUGAGCAUGCAUUUAAGGAGUAGGCUUAAUCUGAGUCUGGGAAAUCAUUCUAUUGAGCCCAAAUCAGUGUCCACAGGGAUUGGAUGGUAAUAUCCGUCUCUCCUGUAGUCAUGGAGACUGAAAGACUGAUAUAGUGGCCUUAGCUGAGAUCCUUCCAGAUAGCUGUUAAUCAAAACCUAAAAACACAAUUGUGGGAUUGUUCCAUCCGAGCCUGCACACAUCCCCACCCCAGCGUUGUUUGUGCCAUAAGUUUGUUCAAUGAUGGGUUCCCUGGCCUCUCCUCCUUUGGUUGUGUUUAGUUUUAUCGCCUUCCUGAAACCUAUACUCAUCUCUCUGUAUGCUUACUUGUUCAUAUUUGACCUGUGGAAACAAUGACCUGGGCCUGGUUGUGUUAACUAAAUGCAGUCAUGGGAGAAUUUGGACGAUGAACUGAAUGAACUAGAGAAACGUCCUUUCCUCUAUGUCAAAUGGCUUCGCUUGAGUUUAAUGCUUGCCAGCGCUUGGUCAUCUGAUUUGUACUUACAGUAUGUUAACUGUUUAUUUUGUCAGAUCAAGGAGGUCGCCCUCAGGGCCUUGGACCUUAUCACCAGUCUGGUUCCUUCCUCUCAACAGAACAAUUGCUUGACUCGUCUCAUUAGUUGCCUUCCUCCAUUUUUGUAUUAUGUUAAACUAGUAUCAUAUUCUUUUUGAAAAUAAGUGUUGGUGGGAUGUGUCUAGAGGGUUAAGAUGGGGGGGGGGGGGGGGGGGGGGGAAGGGGGAUUGUGGUAAAACAUUUAACAUGAUCUUUUGUUCAAUACGUUUAAAUUGUGUGAGUGCAAUGCAUGUUUGUGGGUUAGUGGUUUCUUGUGACGGUGACCCGUGGGUUGUAUUGGUCACAGGUCUGUAAUUACCAUUUACCUGUAAGAAUGACCUGUAUAAUACCAAGACAAUGAGUACAGAAAAAUAUAUACUAAAAAAAUAAAACAAUAUAAAAACCGUAA